UUCUUCUAUAGGUUGGUUUUUCUCUUCUUGCCUUUGAACAGUCUUUUGCAUCCUUCUCAAAUUUUUGGUCAGGUAUUGUUCGCUGCAUAGUAUCUAUGAUAUGUAUGUUGACUGGUUCUGUUUUAUCUUUCAUAUCAAGUGGCUUAGGGGGAAGCUUUAGUUUCUCAAUUCGAUCUUUUUUGAGCUUUAGUUCUUCAUGCAGUUGGCAUCCCUCUUCUCUUUCCAUUUCUCAAAAUCAUCGUAACAAUUUGAUGAGCUCAUAUUUUUGUAAACCAAAUGGUUUGUAAUUAUUCUGUGACAUGGAUAUGAGCUUGUUUCUUCUUUGAAUCCUUAUUAACUUGCUAAAUUCUUUGCUUGGACAAAAAAUAAAAGAAAAAAAAGGAGAUAUCCUAAGCUUUGACCUUAGAAACACUGAGUUAGUAGUACUGAUUUCUACAGCAUUAAUGCUGAUUCUUGAUUCAGGAUAUUUUUUUUUUCUUAAAAAGGGAGAACCAAUCUAAUGGAUACAUCGGUUGCGAGGUGGUUUCAUGAUAUGGGAAUGGAGGAUCCUAGCUUCUUCCAUCAGUGGGAUGUGGACUCCUUGGAUCAGUUCAGUGCACAACAAAUUGCGGUGGCUCUUGGGCAGGACUUCCAACGAUCCCUCUCCUCUGAGAGCUACGCCUCAUACCCUUCUUUCCAACCACCGGCAAGCACCAUAUCCAACACUUCUAGCUGCUCGUACAUGGACACCAAGUGUGUCCAAAGGCCCAAAAAAGUCCUCAAGGCCAAUAGCUGGAAUUCUUGCACCACCGAGCAGAACUCAUCUCUAGCCCCUGGUGCCUCGUCUCCGAGCAUCCUUUCCUUCGGCAACCCGGGCUUGCCAAGGCACCAAUCUGACUUAUAUGAGAGUUUUGUUGGGGCUGUGAAGACAAAGGAAGAGAUGGAGAUCUUGGUUCCUCCUGGCUCAAAGAGGAGCUAUGGAACUAUGGUUGAACAGGGACCUAAGAGGAUGAACAUGGGGGCUAGGCCAGCUUCUCAUAACCAAGACCACAUCAUUGCAGAGAGGAAGCGAAGGGAGAAGAUGGGCCAGAGAUUUAUUGCACUGUCAGCACUCCUUCCCGGUCUCAAGAAGAUGGAUAAGGCUUCUGUUCUUGGGGAUGCAAUCGAGUAUGUGAAACAACUCCAAGAGAAGGUGAAAACUCUCGAAGAGCAAAAUACGAAAAGGACCGUGGAGUCAGCAGUUCUAGUCAAGAAGCCUCAGCUUUCUUCCGAGGACGAUGGCUCCUCCUGGGAUGAGAAUUGUGAGGGGCUCCCAUCUGGUGAAUCCCUCCCAGAGAUCGAGGCCAAGAUGUCCGAAAACAGCGUCCUCGUCAAGAUCUACUGCGAGAAACGCAGUGGAGUAUUGCUGAAGGCACUCUCUGAGAUCGAGAAGCUCCACCUCAAUGUCAUCAACGCAAGCGUCAUCCCCUUUGCCAGUUCCCAUCUUGAUAUAACUGUUGUGGCUCAGAUUGAUGCAGAUUUCUCCAUGACAGUGAAGGAUGUAGUGAAGAAGCUAAACUCAGCUUUCAGGCAGUUCAUGUGAAGAUGCCAAGACAGCCUUGUAUAAAAGAAGGUGGUGAUGGUGGUCUUUCUUUUUUUCAUUAGACUUGAGAGAAAACUAGGGCUAAUGGUUGGCUAGCUAGUGUCAGUUCCUAGUCUUUUUAGACUUCCUUCUACUUCUGAAAACAAGGCAUUCGAUCCCCUCACACUUUAAAGAUCACCAUUUUCACUUGUUUUUGCUGCAUGGGUUUUUUUUCUUCUCCUUCCUUUUUUAAGCUCUCUCCCCCCUUUUUGCAUGGUUGAAGCACUUGGCCAUGUUGUUCUAGGAGAGAAGAUGACUCGCUGUUUCGCUUUUCUUUCUUUCUUUCUUUUUUAUUGCGGUGGGGGGAGAGGGGAGGGUUGGUUUUGUGGGAGAGUUCUGACUUUUCAAAACCCUUUUCCUUCCUUCCCUUUCUAUUAUGCGCUCUUUUCUGAGAGGUUUGACUUUUUCAGCCCUACCUGUUGCCUUUCUUUUCAUCUACCUCCGUUCCCAAAAGCUUGUCUGAAAAGAAAAAUGGUGGUCUUUUUUUGUUUUAUGAGCAGAAAUAAGCCUUGUUUCAGUAGCUUGGGGUCCUUUUUUUGAGGGUCUUAUGAAUAAUUCCUACCUGUGUCCCUUUCUCCUUCUGCUCUCUCUUGUGAAAUGUCCUUUUAAAUUUGUGAAAAGCUCUUUAAAGUACCAACCAUGUUGUUGUACUGGAGCAAAUGUACAAAUAAAAAUACCAAAUUGCUUCGGUGGUUGA
This is a messenger RNA of Phoenix dactylifera (date palm), 2297 nucleotides long. The record is from RefSeq and is a predicted model, not a curated record. Lineage: Eukaryota; Viridiplantae; Streptophyta; Magnoliopsida; Arecales; Arecaceae.